UACCAUUCAAGAAAUAUGAUAAACUAUGGUGGUGAUAUAACAAUAAGGAUAUCAACCUCCAGGAUUCGUUUUAAUGAUGACAAAUGGAAUAGUGGCAUGGUGUUCACAAGUUGUUUUAAGUCAAAACCUAGUUAUUAUAAAGGUGUUCAAAAUGAACCCUUAAAAGAAAUGACUGUUGGAAAUUUGAUUGAUUUUGCGGCAGAAAACUACCCCAAUAGAGAGGCUAUUGUAUCAAUUUAUCAAAAUCGUAGAAUAACAUUUUUCAAUUUAAAACAUGAGAUUGAUAAAAUAGCGGCUGGUCUUUUGGAAAUGGGCCUAAAGCCAGGAAAUCGACUUUGUCUUAUGGGCUCAAAUUCCAUUGAAUGGGAAAUUACACUAUUAGCAUCUAUAAAAGCAGGUUUGAUAGCUGUAAAUAUAAAUCCUUUAUUUAUGAAAGACGAACUUCAUCACUGUUUAGAAAAAGUUGAUGCAAAAAUAUUAAUUAUGUUGGAAAACAAUCCAAAGCAAAAUUAUUAUCAGCUACUUAAAAAUAUGAUUCCGGAAAUCGAACAACAGUCUCAUGGAAAACCCAUAACCUCUAGACAUUUAACGAAUUUGGACUUUAUUGUGAUGAACACAGAAGAAAAAUUACCUGGAGUUAUCAAGUUCUGUGACUUACGUCAGUCGGCUACCGAAAAAUCGAUUGCCAAUUUAAGAAAAAUUAACCUUAAGCUAAACCCAUAUAAAAUUUGCAACAUUCAAUUUACUUCUGGAACAACUGGUGCUUCAAAAGGAGCAUGUUUAACACAUCAUAAUAUUGUCAAUAAUUCAUAUUUCUUAUGUAGACGGCUAUUAUUACAUCAAAAGCAAAAGNGAAUUUUACUUCAAGUUCCAUUUUUUCAUACAUUUGGGACAGUAAUUGGAAUUAUGACAAGUCUUAAUAGUGGAAGCACAUUAGUAUUACCAACGUAUGGAUAUAAGCCUUUAGAGUCAGCAAAAGCCAUAAUAAAUGAAAAGUGUACUUUUUUGUACGGCACACCGACAAUGUAUGUUGAUUUACUUUCUGUAUCCAAAGAACUCAUCAAAGAAGGAUUUGUGUUUGAAACACCAGAAAUGGCACUUUCAGCGGGAGCUUUGUGUUCACCCGAUUUAUUUAAGGAAAUCAAAAAAACAUUUAACCUAAAACGUUUAGUUUCACUUUAUGGAAUGACAGAAGCCAGUCCUAUUGUUUUUCUUUCUAAUCCUAAUGAAACAGAAGAACAAAUGUGUACGACUGUCGGUCAAGUACUCGAUCAUUGCGAGGUUAAGGUUGUAGAUAAAAAUGGUUCCAUUGUUCCAAUGGGUACACCCGGUGAAGUUUGGUUUAAAGGUUACAACGUGAUGCCAGGUUAUUGGAACGACGAUGAAAUGACAAAAAAAGCUAUUGUAGAAGACGGUUGGCUUCGUUCGGGAGACAUUUUAGUAUUAUACGAAGACGGAUAUGGAGUAGUGAGUGGCAGAAUAAAAGACAUCAUCAUCCGAGGUGGAGAAAAUAUUCAACCUCGUUCAAUUGAAUAUUUUUUAGAAACUCACUCGGAAAUUAUUCAAGCACAGGUUUUUGGAAUCCCAGAUGAAAGGCUCGGUGAAGUUGUAUGUGCAGCUGUUAAAGUUGUUAAGAACUCUGAAUUAAAUGAAAAUGAUAUAAAAAAUUUUUGCAAUGGAAAUAUAGCAAGGUUUAAAGUUCCAUAUCACAUCAUAAUUGUUGAUGACUUUCCAAAGACUUUGUCAGGAAAAAUUCAAAAAUUCAAACUCCGUGAAUUAAUGAUUGAACAUUUAAAAAAUAAUAAUAAUUAUACACUUAAGUAAAGAUUUGAAUUAUAAUUCUUAAUUUAAAAUAUGCUAUACUAGUUGAAUUAUUUAAAAUUAUAGUAAUUUUUUAUUUAUUUUAAAUUAACUGUUAAUAGUAGUAGGGUGGAGUUAUAAAAUUUUAUACUUUUUACAAUCAAAAUUUAAAAUUAUAACUAUAUUUCUGUAAAAAAAAUAAAUGUUUCUAUUAUUUAUAU
This is a messenger RNA of Daktulosphaira vitifoliae (grape phylloxera), 2021 nucleotides long. RefSeq names its product medium-chain acyl-CoA ligase ACSF2, mitochondrial-like. The coding region runs from base 16 to 1824 and encodes 602 amino acids. The transcript has 14 exons. The record is from RefSeq and is a predicted model, not a curated record. Gene Ontology annotation, biological process: fatty acid metabolic process. NCBI's taxonomy places the organism in Eukaryota, Metazoa, Arthropoda, Insecta, Hemiptera, Phylloxeridae. Gene Ontology annotation, molecular function: medium-chain fatty acid-CoA ligase activity.